This is a messenger RNA of Rhagoletis zephyria (snowberry fruit fly), 1992 nucleotides long. The record is from RefSeq and is a predicted model, not a curated record. NCBI's taxonomy places the organism in Eukaryota, Metazoa, Arthropoda, Insecta, Diptera, Tephritidae.
AUGAUUGAAAACUCAGGUUACAACAAUACAAUCAGUUCCAUUGAUGACAUUGAUGCCCUGCACAAACCAUCUGCAAGCCACUGCAACACAAACAUGAAUGUUUCAAAUCACAAACCAGAAACUGACCAACAAACAACAAACGAAGAAAACCCUUUAGAAACGACCACAAACACUACUUACUCAACUGAAUCCUUUCACAGAGAAAAAACAGCUCCAGAGCCUGACGACGACGAAACUGCCGAAACCCAGCAGUCGAAACCACUUUUAACUUCAAAAUCAACGACUAAAAAGGUCCCUUCUUCUCCCGAAUACAACGGCGGCAUUGAUCCAAAAAAAACUGACAGUUUAUCUGCCGAUGAGACGGUUCGCAUUUACGCCUGCACCACAAUGUGGCACGAGACCAGUAGCGAGAUGCUGCAAACUUUGAAAUCCAUUUUCCGCCUCGACAAAGAUCAGGAGAAGCUAGAAAAGGCUAAAGCAAAAGGCAAGUCGCCUUCUUCUUACUACCAACUCGAAGCAAACGUUUUUUUCGAUGACGCCUUUGAAAAAGGUUCAUCCAAAAAUAAUCGCGUCGUGAACAAAUACGUUUACCAGCUGAUCGAGGCGCUUCCAGAGGCAGCCUGUCAUGUCCACUGGCAGUCGGGAAAAGCAGAGCUUGUCAGCAAAACUCCCACGCUGGUGGCGACGCCCUACGGGGGGCGUCUGGUGUGGCGCCUGCCCGGCGGAAGCCUCCUGGUAGUCCACCUGAAGGACAAAACUCGAAUUCGCCAUCGAAAACGGUGGAGCCAGUGCAUGUACCUCUACUACCUGCUCGACUACCGACUGUCAUCUCGGGAUGAUCUGCUUGAUGAUGACCCGAAGAAGUCUGACAGUCGAAAGAAGACCAUCUCAAAUAACACCUUCAUCCUCGCCCUCGAUGGAGAUAUCAACUUUCGCCCAGAAGCAGUUCACAUGGUCGUUGAUCUGAUGAAAAGAAAUGGAAAGCUGGGAGCGGUGUGUGGGCGGAUCCACCCGGUGGGAAGUGGGCCCAUAGUUUGGUACCAGAAGUUUGAAUACGCCAUCGGCCACUGGCUGCAGAAGGCCACUGAACAUGUCUUCGGAUGUGUUCUCUGCAGUCCAGGUUGUUUUUCGUUGUUUCGAGCUCGGGCUCUGAUGGACGACAGUGUGAUGCACAAGUACACGACGAAACCGAGUGAGGCAAUUCACUACGUUCAAUACGACCAAGGAGAGGACCGAUGGCUUUGUACGUUGAUGUUGCAGCGUGGCUGGCGCAUCGAGUACUGCGCCGCCUCUGACUCGUACACACAUGCUCCAGAAGGUUUUGCCGAAAUUUUCAUUCAACGCCGCCGCUGGGCGCCCAGCACUAUGGCCAACAUUCUCGACCUGCUGUCGAACUACAAGCGAACGGUGGAGCGAAAUGAGAACAUCAGUCUGCUGUACAUUGCCUACCAGGGCUUUCUCAUGGUGGGCACGCUCCUGUCGCCGGGCACCAUUUUCCUCAUGGUCGUCAGUGCGAUGAACUCUGCGCUGAACCUCGACGCUCGCCUCUCCCUCCUUUUCAACGUCGUCGCCGUGGUCACCUUCACCGCUGUCUGCCUGAAGAGUGCCAACAACGACCUGAAGAUCAACUUGGCCAUGCUGCUGUCGCUAGUGUACGCCCUGCUGAUGCUGGCCGUCCUCGCCGGCAUUGUCAUUGACGCCUACAAAGAGGGCAGCAUCUUCUCGCCGAAUUCGCUCUUCUUCAGCGCAAUGAUGGGCAGUUUUCUGCUCGCUGCCGUCCUUCAUCCGCGUGAGUUUGCCUGCGUUCUUCCGCUUCCGCUGUACAUGUUGCUCAUUCCUUCGAUGUACAUGCUGCUGACCAUUUACUCCGUCACCAACAUGAACAUCGUCGCUUGGGGUACUAGAGAGAACGAGGAAAAAGAGGACGAAGAGGAAGAGGAGAAAGAAGAAGAAGAUGAGACAAACGAGAAAAUUGAAAAAACUGCAAAUGAA